Hepatospora eriocheir is the source of this 222-nucleotide messenger RNA. Lineage: Eukaryota; Fungi; Microsporidia; Hepatosporidae. The record is from the annotation of a GenBank genome assembly.
AUGAAAGAAAAGAUAAUUUUAAUCGCAGCAGUAAAUUUUGUAGAUGAAAUUACAAGCAUCAAAUAUAAUAACAACUUAUUGGAAAUAAUAGCCAAUGAGAAAAAACAUAAAGUACAAGUUGAUAGACCUAAUAAAUCUUUCAUCAUUCAUAAUAAAAAUAUUGAUAAAUACGAAAUAAUCAAUAAAGUUGGUUAUUUUAAACAUAAAAAUACAAAACAGUAA